CCUCUGCUUUCCACCAUCUUGUUUACUCUGAUGUACCGUGCGGAGUCAGCUUGCGCAGCGCAGCCCCCAAGUACAGCAGUUUGUCGUUGGAUGGUUUCCCCUGUCUGGGGGGCUGACACCAGCAGACAUUGGGCGGAUUGCGAGCAAGCACGUCAAAGUGACCGUGUCCGGCAAAAACUCCCUGGCGCCUGGCAAAGAACGCGCGAACAGCUCGGCCCGAUCUAAACGAACGCGUGAAAGCAGCAGUUCUGCCGUCGAACUCACUAUGAACAACGCUCUGAGCCCCAAUGACAAAGACAACAAUCACGCAGACCUCCCCGAGGCUAUGGAUACACAAGAAGGUGACGACCACGCGGCAGUCCAGCAGCAGCCGCCUCCCCCACAGCCACAGCCGCCCCCUUUAGCGGCUGCUCCGCCGCCGCCCCCGGCACCUGUGGCUGCGCCUGACGGGCAGCAGCAGCAGCAGCAACAGCAGCAGCACGCCUUCAACGCCGUGGCUAACUUGGCACAGGCCGGAGCAGACGACGACCCAAUGGGUGGGGGUGGUGGUGGGGGGGGUGGGACACGACCGAUGGAGCCCGCGGAGGAGCCUAUGGAGGAGGAAGAUGAGGCUCGAUCGGAGGCUACAUUUCGCUUCGUUGUCCCUGAGUUCUCUCGCCUCAAGGAGUCCCUGCUCAGCCCACCCACCUAUGUGCGCAACUUGCCGUGGAAAAUCAUGGUGAUGCCACGAACCAACACGGGCAACGACCGGCAGCCGACAAAGAGCCUCGGCUUUUUCCUACAGUGCAACGGCGAGUCCGAAUCCUCGGAAGCCUCCGAAGGCGAAGACAGUAUGCCAACGUGGUCCUGCAACGCCUCUGCCGAGCUGCGUCUAAUUAGUCAGAAGGAGGGCGUCGAAAACUUUGUCAGAAAAAUUCAGCAUCUCUUCUAUGGCAAGGAGAACGACUGGGGUUUCAGCCACUUCAUGACGUGGAAUGACGUCUUGGAUCCAGAGAAGGGGUUUAUCGUGGACGACACCAUCAUCCUCGAAGUCUGGGUGUGCGCCGAUGCUCCACACGGUGUCAGCUGGGACUCCAAGAAACACACGGGAUACGUAGGCCUCAAAAACCAAGGUGCCACCUGCUACAUGAAUUCGUUACUACAGACGCUGUUCUUCACGAACCAGUUACGAAAGGCUGUCUACCAGAUGCCCACCGAGAGCGACGACUCGUCCAAGAGCGUGGCACUGGCGUUGCAGCGGGUGUUCUACGAACUGCAGUUCUCCGACCGACCUGUUGGCACCAAGAAGCUCACAAAGUCCUUUGGGUGGGAAACCUUGGACUCUUUUAUGCAGCACGACGUUCAAGAACUCUGCCGAGUGCUGCUGGACAACAUGGAGAGCAAGAUGAAAGGCACCUGCGUGGAAGGCACGAUCCCACGGCUCUUCGAGGGCAAGAUGAUCUCGUUCAUCAAGUGCAAGCACGUGGACUAUGCGUCUCGGCGCAUGGAGCCCUUCUACGACAUCCAGCUCAACGUCAAGGGCAAGAAGAACAUCCACGAAAGCUUCCAGGACUACUGCGCCACCGAGUCGCUCGACGGGGACAACAAGUACGACGCCGGGGAGUACGGGCUCCAGGAGGCCGAGAAGGGCAUCAUCUUCGCCUGCCUGCCUCCCGUGGUGCACCUACACCUGCUGCGCUUCCAGUACGACCACGUGACGGACAACAACAUCAAGAUCAACGACCGGUUCGAGUUCCCCGAGCGGCUGAACUUGAGCGAGUUCCUCACCGACGGGGGCGCCAACUCGAGCGGGCCGGCCACGUACACGCUACACGCGGUGCUAGUCCACAGCGGGGACAACCACGGGGGCCACUACGUGGUGUUCAUCAACCCUCGCGGCGACGGCCGCUGGUGCAAGUUCGACGACGACGUGGUGUCGCGCUGCACCAAGCAGGAGGCCAUCGACCACAACUUCGGCGGCACCGACGAGGACGUGGCCGUCAGUCGGCACUGUACCAACGCCUACAUGUUGGUGUACAUCCGGGACAGUGCCAUCAAUGAGGUGCUACAACCAGUCACUGAAAACGACAUCCCCGAACAGUUGGUCGAAAGGCUUCAGGAGGAGAAGCGCCAGGAGGCCCUGAGGAGGAAGGAACGAAAUGAGGCCCACCUCUACAUGGGCGUCCAGGUACUGACCGAGGACAGCUUCUCCGGUCACCAGGGCAACGACCUCUACGACCCCGACAAGGCUCAUUACAGGAACUUCAAGGUAAAAAAGCUGGCGACACUGCGAGAGUUGCUGGAGUUGGUAGCGGAACAGAUGGGCUACCCGUUGCAAGGCAUUCGGCCGUGGGCCAUCACGUACCGCUCCAACCAGACCUCUCGCCCCGCUGCCAUCGACCUUGAUGCAGACCUCAACAAGACGGUUAUUGAUCUGUCGGAAAAUACGAACCCAUGGGUGAUCUUCAUGGAAACGAUAGCCCCCGAUCAGAACAUGGACCGGCUGCCGGACUUUGACAAGGAGACAGAUGUUCUGCUCUUUUUCAAAAUGUACGAUCCGCGGCUGAAACAGAUUGCGUACUGCGGCCACGUCUACAUGCCCAUCGUCGCCAAGGCCAAGGAGCUGUUGCCAUUGCUAAACAAGCGAGCAGGCUUCCCAGCUGACACGGAAUUGGUGCUGUAUGAGGAAGUGAAGCCGAACAUAGUGGACCGAAUCGAAGACAUGGAGCUUCCACUGGAAAAGGUUCUGGAGGAACUGAUGGAUGGUGACAUCAUUGUCUUCCAGAAGCUUGACCACCACAUGGACGAGUACGAGCUACCCACAGUCAAAGACUACUUCAGGGACCUCUUCUAUAGGGUUGAAGUGACGUUCUGUGAUAAAAUGAUCCCUAAUGACCCGGGAUUGACAAUGGAGCUCUCACUCAAGAUGAACUACGACCAGAUUGCGCGAGCAGUGGCUCAGCGGUUAGGCACAGACCCUUAUUUAUUACAAUUUUUCAAAGUUCAGAGGCACAACGAAGUCCUCAAUGAAAAUUGCGAUCGUAGAGGUUACCGCGAAGGUCCCGGUAACCCGCUGAGGUGUACAUACGAAGGAACGCUCAAGGACCUGUUAGUGUUCUUCAAGCCAAGGCAACCCAAGAAAAUCUAUUACCAACAGUUGAGCAUACGAAUAAACGAACUGGAGAGCAAAAAGCAGUUCAAGUGCAUUUGGGUCAACAACAAGUUCAAGGAAGAGAAGGAGUUGGUACUGUACCCGAACAAGAAUGGCUGUGUGAGUGAUCUCCUUGAAGAGGCACGCAAGCAGGUCGAGCUCUCCGAGGAUGGUUCGGGGAAGCUCAGGCUGAUGGAGGUGAUCAGCUACAAGAUCUUCUCGAUCCAGCGGGAGGACGUGCCGCUGGACAACCUGAACCAGGCAAACUCCAAAACGUAUCGCAUCGAGGAGAUCCCCCGGGAGGACCUCAUUGUGGCCGACAACGAGAUCCUCAUCCCCUGUGCCCACUUUCAGAAGGUUCAGCGGAGUCGCGACUAUCAAAGCGAUUCGGCCGACGACAUUAUUACUUGUAAACAAGAGAUCUUCUCGACGUUUGGCGUUCCCUUCAUGCUGAAGAUUAAGCACGGAGAACCCUUCGCAAAAGUCAGGGACAGGAUCCAGAAGAAGCUGGACGUUCCUGAGAAAGAGUUCGAAAAGUACAAGUUCGCCAUCGUGGUGAUGGGCCGGGCACAGUUCAUCGAAGACAACGAGUACGUCGUCAACCUGUCAGACUUCAUGGCCCAGGCGCCCCAAGCAACAGCCAUGCACCCGCGGCCAUGGCUGGGCAUUGAGCACGUCAACAAGGCACCGAAGCGGUCUCGCUACAACUACCUCGAGAAGGCCAUCAAGAUCCACAACUGACCGGCACGGGCCUCCAUCUCAACCAGGAGUUGCAGCGGAGACGCCAGGUGCGCUUGAGGACAACACUUGCACGCCACCACCACCACCAUCACAGCCAAGGCUGUUGUCCCCCGGCAUCUGGCAAAAACGGCGACGACGACGACGACGGCAGCAGCGGUGGUGGCAACCGGCAGAAGAAGCAGCGAGCGGUGGCGACGGCGCACGCCACCACUGAGAGAGACGCGCUUUCCGGCGGUGGGGGCGGCGGCCCCGCCGUUUUCCUCCUCUUCCCUUGCCGUCUUUCGCAUCCUCUCUCCCCCUCGGGCACGGCGGCUUCUCCUUUCCCGAAACCGUGGUGACAGAAAGACAGUGCUGCAUCUCCGCGCGUGUGUGUGUGCUACCAAGUACUCUGCGGGCGAGAGCUGGGGGGACGUUUUGUGACUGCAUUGCCGAGGAUUUUUUUUUUUCUCGUUUCACCUGCUCACGGCCAUGCUUUGCAUAUUGCCUCUGCUUUCUCCUCCCCCUUCCCCGAUUUCUGCCCUCUUCCUUCACUGUGUUGCUUUUCUUUUUCCACCCUUUUUUUUUCUGCCUCAAAUAUCCUGACACAUGUCUUCUGGACGCUCUCUCUGUCUCUGCUUUCAUGUGCCAGAUCUCCGGUUUUGUUUUAUGCCAGACCUGUAAAAAAAAAAAUCCAUGCUAUAUUUA
Messenger RNA from Dermacentor albipictus, 4555 nucleotides. RefSeq names its product Ubiquitin-specific protease 7 (gene Usp7). Gene Ontology annotation, molecular function: protein binding; cysteine-type deubiquitinase activity. Gene Ontology annotation, cellular component: nucleus; cytosol. Gene Ontology annotation, biological process: regulation of protein stability; protein deubiquitination. The record is from RefSeq and is a predicted model, not a curated record. Lineage: Eukaryota; Metazoa; Arthropoda; Arachnida; Ixodida; Ixodidae.